This is a messenger RNA of Rattus rattus (black rat), 1566 nucleotides long. It is a transcript of the gene Eif3d, whose product is annotated as eukaryotic translation initiation factor 3 subunit D. Gene Ontology annotation, biological process: translational initiation. The record is from RefSeq and is a predicted model, not a curated record. Gene Ontology annotation, molecular function: translation initiation factor activity. Gene Ontology annotation, cellular component: cytoplasm; eukaryotic translation initiation factor 3 complex. Lineage: Eukaryota; Metazoa; Chordata; Mammalia; Rodentia; Muridae.
AUGGCAAAGUUCAUGACACCUGUGAUCCAGGACAACCCCUCAGCCUGGGCACUAACUGUUCCUGAGCAGUUUUGGGAUAUGCCCUACCAGGCAUUAACCAAAGGAGAUUAUCUGGGGAAUGUUGCACACUGGACAGGGGUCACAUACCAGGACAAGGUUUACACAAACAAGUAUUUCUCUCGGUUUGAUGUAGGUCAAUAUGCAUAUUUCUGUGAAGAGGAUGAGAUGAGCUUUUAAUUAUUGGACUCGGUGCACACACAGAAGACUGCCUACCAGCAAAACCACAUGAGAUUCGCACACUGGAAUCUCCACAGGGAAAAAAAAAAUCAUCUGCCAAAUAUGGUACAGUUCAACCUACAGACACUGCUCAAGACUGAGAAGCAGAGAGAGAACAAAUUCGCUAGCAGAAAAAAAUUCCAAAAGCAAUUUAGAGUGAGGGACCACUCUAAAUGUGACCAGAAGUUGAGAAACCUAAUGUCCUCAGUUGAAGUUCACAGUGACUGGGAGGUGAAGAAAGAGAUGGACUUCUUUCAGCUGAUGAAGAUGCGCUACUUGGAAGUGUCACAGCCUCAAAACAUAGAGUGCUGUGGAGCACUGGAGUAUUAUUACAAAGCCUUUGACCACAUCACCAUGAGGAGUGAGAAGCCUCUCCAAAACAUAAAGUUCAUCUUCCACACAGUUGCCACAACAGAUAAGCCGAAGCUGCCAAAAACCAUGGGCAAUGUGUUUGCCAUUGAUUAUAUCCUGGCCACACUGAUGAGCUGCACCUACUCGAUGUACUCCUGGGACAUUGACGUCCAAAGAUUCAGAUCCAAACUCUUUUUGACAAGAGGGACAACUCUGAAUUUUCCUGUGAGUGGGACUGCCAAUGAGCCCCCUCAAGUUCCAAUAAAUUCGUUCAACUCAUCUGGGAACCUGGCCAUGAAGGCCACUUACACAGAACAAAACUUCUUCCAGCAGUGCCUGAGAAUGGGCAGAGAAAGAUACAAUUUCCCCAACCCAAACCCUUUUGUGGAGGAUGACAUGAAUAAGAAUGAGAUUGUCUCCAUUUUUUACCCUUACCUCAGGUGGAAACUUGGAGAGGACAUUGAACUUAUUUUCCUCUAUGAACAUAAUAUCAUCACGACUGGGGAAAACAGGCAAGUGACCUUCAUCAACAUGAAGGCACUCAAUGAAUGGGACUGCAGACAUUGUAAUGACAAUGACUGGUGUAAGAAGCUGGACUCAUCCUUUGGUAUCAUCGGCACUGAAUUGAAAAGUAAUAGCUACAAUUUGGCAUGGUGAUCCUGCUACUCUUUUUUGGCUGACUCUGAGUACUUGAAGCUUGGAUAUGUGUCCUGGUACUGGAAUAGGAAUGUGUCCUCCUCACACAAUGUCAUCCUAGGUACCCAGCAGUUUAAGCCUAAUGAGUUUGUCAGCCAGAUCAACCUGAGCAUAGAAAAUACCUGGGGCAUCCUGUGAUGCCUCACUGACAUCCGCAUGAAGCUGGGAGGCAAGUACCUCAUCUUCAAGGACGCCCAACUAGCAAGCUUGCCUGAUGGCAUCUUCAGCUCUGAGGAAGACUAA